Molecule: messenger RNA, 2074 nt
Organism: Diaporthe batatas
Lineage: Eukaryota; Fungi; Ascomycota; Sordariomycetes; Diaporthales; Diaporthaceae
Exons: 2
Coding region: 269-1822 (517 amino acids)
Biological process (GO): SNARE complex assembly
Cellular component (GO): lytic vacuole; endosome
Molecular function (GO): SNARE binding
Source: RefSeq, a predicted model, not a curated record
GCAGCCUCGGGCAGGCAGUCAGUCACCUUCGCUCCCACUCUUCCUGCUCAUACUCAUACUGCAGCAGCCCAUAACCCUGCCACCCGUCUUUACACCGACCUCUUCGAAUACGGGGCAAUAUGAUACGAACAAAAGAGGCCUAAGUGUAAUCUGGUGUCUACAGAACGUCGCCGUCCGACACCUGUGCUUGACCCUGCGUCAGAAGGAAGAUCACAAGGCCGUCAUUCCCCGCCGAAAUUGCCCUUUUGGCCCGGUGCUCGCCAGCAAGAUGAACUGCGAAAUAUGUCACCGCCCCCACCAUCCGCAAAAGCUUCCAUUUCUAUGCGUUAUUGACUGCAGGAACCGGCUGUAUGCCGGCCGCGUCGCUCAUGCAACUGCACUGAUCGAGAACGAGGCCCUCAGCGGCAAGAUCGGUUCCACUCUGACAAGCACGAAUCCUCCUUGGAGCGGCGACGCUGUCGCCAAGACCAUCUAUGUGCAGAGGGUGAAAUCCGAGGAAGCGCAGGCCGCGGAUAGGACAAGUCGGAUCAUUUCCCAGGCAGACAGGCUACGCGCUGAGAUUGACGCGGCGCGAAGAGAAAUUGCCGAUCGCAAGAGUAGGAACACUAGGAGAAAGGAAGAUCUGGCCGAGGCUUCCAACGGUAUCGAAUCAAGACGUUCUAGGCACGUGGAAGAGGCCGAAAGGGCAAUCCAAAUGACAAAGUAUAAGUGGAACCGUAGCUUCGAGAGUAUGGCUGCCACCAGGAGCUACUUGUGCAUGGAAGCCGCGAGGUUGUACGGACUUCACCGCGUGAAGAAGGGCAAUUCGGUGAAAUUCGAGCUGGCUGGUGUGGAAAUGAUAGAGUUGCCUGGCAUGAUCACCGCAACCCCGGAGGCAAUCUCAACAUCCCUUGCGCACAUAUCGCAUAUCCUUAUGUUGGCCUCUCAUUACUUGGCAAUACGCUUGCCGGCUGAGGUUACACUUCCUCAUCGUGACUACCCAAAACCAACUAUUUUCUCGCUGGCAUCCUCCCACCGUCACGGCGAGGUGCCAUUUCCCGGGACCGUUGUGUUGCCUCCAUCUGAGCCGCGAGACCAAAGUCAAAAGCAUACCCCCAGGCCUCGGCCACUCUACAUCGACAAGCCACUUUUGGCGCUGGCAAAAGAAGACCCUUCUACAUAUUCACUUUUCAUCGAGGGGGUCGUUUUGCUAGCUUACGAUAUUGCUUGGGCCUGCUGCACACAGGGAGUUCCCAUAGGCGACAAGACGUCGUAUGAGGAUGUCUGCAAUAUGGGUCGCAACCUGUACAAUCUACUCAUCGGAAACCAGUUGGCCAACAAUCCCACUGCUCGCCUUGUCCAGCAACCACCGUCGCCUGACAACACGCACAUUCCGGAGUCCCCUGAACAGAUCAAAGACCAUUUCGGCUGCAAUGCGAAACCCAUGAUGGGGCGCUUCUCUCACGGAACCGUUCACACCUUCCUUGGGGCUGCCGAGGGCAAUGAGUUCACUCGAGGAUUCAAGCUUCCCAACCCGGUGAAAUUGGCCGAUCGCCUCAAGAAGAAAUUGUUGAGCGAUGCAGAUGGACUCGAUUGGGAGAUGUUGAAUGACGACGCUUGGGCGGUGGAAGAGCCCAUGGAGGAAGGGGUUCAAGGAGAAGGCAAGCAGCAUGGCGAAUCGGGUCAAAGAUUAUUUGGCGUAGAAAGUGUGAUGUCCACUGCAACGGUGAAGGCUAAUCUAGACUCGAUAGUUGCGGACUUUGCACAAGUGGCUCUGGAUGACGGUGCUUCCAGCCCGAAGACACCCGGGACGAGCGGCUGGACAAAGCUCAAGUCAAGGUAGCCAGCCAUUGAGGCUCUGGAGGAUCAUCAGAGGGCGUCAGAGGCACGAUAUGCAUGAUUGACAUGCGGCCAUGUCAGCUGACACUUACCAAAUGUCGAGCUACUGCCGGGGGGAAAUGGGCGAACCUAUACCUCUGUAGGGCGGUUAUGGCACUUUUGUACUGGCUUCCCGGAUUCCAAUACCAAGUCAGGUCUACCAAUUUGGAUUCUCGCUGCAGUGCCCAAAGAAGGGAAAGAAUCAUCAUUUCAUGAA